Messenger RNA from Juglans microcarpa x Juglans regia, 711 nucleotides. RefSeq names its product cell wall / vacuolar inhibitor of fructosidase 2-like. The transcript has a single exon. Bases 115 to 657 code for a protein of 180 amino acids. NCBI's taxonomy places the organism in Eukaryota, Viridiplantae, Streptophyta, Magnoliopsida, Fagales, Juglandaceae. The record is from RefSeq and is a predicted model, not a curated record. Gene Ontology annotation, molecular function: enzyme inhibitor activity.
ACCUUAGUUGUCUUCGAUCUUCAUCCCUCCCGUGAACUCUCCUUAGCCCUUACCAACCAAAACUGGGCUACCUCAGCUCCAAGCUCCACUACUCCAAGCAUCCUAAACAAAAAAAUGAACUUCACCUAUGCUUUUUUCCACCUUAUCCCCUUGUUCUUUUCCCUGAUCCCCUUCAUCGUCCAUCCCUCCAACGCUGCAACUACUAAUCCAACUGAGCUGGUGCUCCAUGUAUGCAGGCGGACCUCGGAUUACUCCUUCUGUGUCGAGUCUCUCUACAGCGACCUCCACACCCCAGGCGCCGAUGCGUACCAGCUCGCCUACGUCUCGUUCCGCCUAGCUUACCUCAAUGCCACCGGCACCCAACACCACAUAGCCACGCUCCUUCAACAUUCCUCAUCCCCAGGCCAGAGUCAGCAUCUCCGUCAGUGUAGCCGCGAUUACAAGAAGGCCACUUCCGCGCUGGAACGGGCUUACUAUGACCUGGACUCCGAGACCUUCUUCGAGUUGGCUGAUUUCGCGGGUGUUGCCGCCCAUGCUGCUGCUGAUUGUCAAGCCGCCACCAAGGGAACCUAUUCCUCGCUUGCUGUCAUGAAUAAGAACCUGAAGCGUCUUUCCGAAAUCUGUAAUGUCGUCUCUAAACUAUUUUCUGCAUCUUAGUUUCUGUGAUCACUCCUCUCUAUUUAAGAUUAAUGGUUUUAGCUUUUCUCUUCA